This is a messenger RNA of Ictidomys tridecemlineatus (thirteen-lined ground squirrel), 3471 nucleotides long. The record is from RefSeq and is a predicted model, not a curated record. Lineage: Eukaryota; Metazoa; Chordata; Mammalia; Rodentia; Sciuridae.
GUGUUGGGAGUCAAGGGGGUGGGAAGCGGGAACUCAUUCGGAGUUGUGCUGAGAGGACUGAGAACUGGAGUCGGGAAAAGUUAGGAAUCUAAAGUAAACAAGAAAGCAGGAUGUCCUCAAUGUGGUCUGAAUAUACAAUUUGCGGAGUGAAGAUCAAAUUUCCUUGUAAAGCUUACCCAUCACAGCUUGCUAUGAUGAAUUCUAUUGUCAGAGGAUUAAAUGGUAGUCAACAUUGUUUGUUGGAGAGCCCCACAGGAAGUGGAAAAAGCUUAGCCUUACUUUGUUCUGCUUUAGCAUGGCAACAAUCUCUUAAUGGGAAGCCAGUGGAUGAAAGCUUAAGUAAAAAAACUGAAGUACCAUUGUCAUGUUGUUGUACAUGCCAUUCAAAGAAUUUCACACACAGAGACCUGAACCAAGGAACUUCACCUCAUUUCAAUAGUCCAAGCACACCACCUUCUGAAAGAAAUGGCAGUUCAUCAACUUGUCAAGAUACUGUGAUUAGAAAACGUCAGUGUUUUGAAAAGGAAGCAUACCAUUUAGAUACACCUGUUGCUUCAGCAAAGACUGUGAAACCCAACUUUCCAUUAGGAAAGCCUCCUGGCCAGUGUUCUAAGUGCUGUUGUUCUGCAAAACAAGGAAACAGUCAAGAGUCUUCAAAUACCAUUAAGAAGGAUCAAGGGGGGAAAUUCAAGAGACCCAAAAUAUAUUUUGGGACACGCACACACAAGCAGAUCGCUCAGAUUACUAAAGAGCUCCGGAGGACAGCAUAUUCAUGGGUGCCAAUGACCAUUCUUUCCAGCAGGGAUCAUACUUGUGUCCAUCCUGAAGUCAUUGGUAACUUCAACAGAAAAGAAAAGUGCAUGGAAUUUCUGGAUGGAAAAAAUGGAAAAUCCUGCUAUUUCUAUCAUGGUGUUCAUAAAAUUAGUGAUCAACACACAUUACAGACUCUUCAUGGGAUGUGCAAAGCCUGGGAUAUAGAAGAACUUGUAAGCCUGGGGAAAAAACUAAAGGCAUGCCCAUAUUACACAGCUCGAGAACUGAUAGGAGAUGCUGACAUCGUCUUUUGUCCCUAUAACUAUCUUCUAGAUGCACAAAUAAGGGAAAGUAUGGAUAUAAAUCUGAAAGAACAGGUUGUCAUUUUAGACGAAGCUCAUAACAUUGAAGACUGUGCUCGGGAAUCAGCAAGUUACAGUGUGACAGAAGUUCAGCUUCGGUUUGCUCGAGAUGAACUAGAUAUUUUGGUUACCAAUAAUAUAAGGAAGAAAGACCAUGAACCCCUUCGAGCUGUGUGCUAUAGCCUCAUUAAUUGGUUAGAAGCAAACUCUGAACAUCUUGUAGAAAGGGAUUAUGAAUCAUCUUGUAAAAUAUGGAGUGGAAAUGAAAUGCUCUUAAACUUAUAUAAAAUGGGCAUCACUACUUCUACUUUUCCCAUUUUGCAGCAUUUGUUUGCAUUCAGAUUUGCAGAUGAUUAUAAAAUUGCUAUUCAGCAGACUUAUUCCUGGACAAAUCAGAUUGAUAUUUCAGAUAAAAAUGGAUUCUUUGCUCCACCAAAAAAUAAGAAACGUUCACGACAGAAAAUUGCAGUUCGUGUGCUAAACUUUUGGUGCUUAAAUCCAGCUGUGGCCUUUUCAGAUAUUAAUGGCAAAGUUCGGACAAUUGUUUUGACAUCUGGUACAUUGUCACCAAUGAAAUCCUUUUCAUCAGAGCUUGGUGUUACAUUUGCUAUCCAACUAGAGGCUAAUCAUGUCAUUAAUAACUCACAGGUUUGGGUUGGUACCAUUGGUUCAGGCCCUAAGGGUCGGAAUCUCUGUGCUACCUUCCAGCAUACCGAAACAUUUGAGUUCCAGGAUGAAGUGGGAGCACUUUUGUUAUCUGUAUGCCAGACUGUGAGCCACGGAAUUUUGUGUUUUUUACCAUCAUAUAAGCUAUUAGAAAAAUUAAGAGAACGUUGGCUCCAUACUGGUUUGUGGCAUAAUCUGGAGUUGGUGAAGACAGUCAUUGUAGAACCACAAGGAGGAGAAAAAACUGAUUUUGAUGAAUUGUUGCAGGUGUACUAUGACUCAAUCAAGUAUAAAGGAGAGAAAGAUGGAGCCCUGCUAAUAGCAGUUUGUCGUGGUAAAGUGAGUGAGGGUCUGGAUUUCUCAGAUGACAAUGCCCGUGCUGUCAUAACAAUAGGAAUUCCUUUUCCAAAUGUCAAAGAUCUACAGGUUGAACUAAAGCGACAAUAUAAUGACCACCAUUCAAAAUUGAGAGGUCUUUUACCUGGCCGUCAGUGGUAUGAAAUUCAAGCAUAUAGGGCCUUAAACCAGGCCCUAGGUAGUUUUUUUCUUAAUACAUACUAUCUUACACAUACCUCUGGGUUUACUUUUUCUUUAGGACUUUCUAAAUGGAUAAGGCAGCAGAUUCAGCACCAUUCAACUUUUGAAAGUGCACUGGAAUCCUUGGCUGAAUUUUCCAAAAAGCACCAAAAAAUCAUUGAUAUAUCCAAAAAGGAACAAAAGUGUAUACAAGACAGUAAAUCUACUCUUGAAGAGUCCUAUUUGGAGAAUGAUAGCCCUACUUAUUUACUUGAUACAUUAAGUUAUCUACCACCAGAAAAUCCUACGAAAUGUGAAACAAAAAUGUGUGUCCAAGAACUACAGUGUCCUAAAGUGAUUACUAAAAACUCAUUUCUACCAAGUGAUAUCAUCUCUAGAAAAGAGAAAGAUGAUCCAGUAUUAUUGGAAGAGUCUGUCCAAGCAAAGAAAGCUGAAAAUUUUGUGAUUUCCAGAUCCUCAAGCCCAACUUUCAGUAAAGAAACAAAGAAAGUUAGCUGGUCUAUCUUUAAUUCUUUAGGACAGUAUUUUACUGGCAAGAUGCAGGCUGUUACACCCCAGCUCAGUACAUCAGAGUAUUGUGCCUCUAGUUCUUCCACUUUCAAAGAAGAAAAUAAGGAAAAUAAAACUACUUUGCCACUUACUGAUAAAUAUGAUUCCUCAAAUAUAAAAGUAAACAUGCCGUUUGGGCUGUGCCCUCAAUCGGAAAACAUUAUUUCAUCAAUAAAGAUUGACACUACUCUUUCUAAAAAAGAUCAUUCAAAACAACUGUUCUGCUCUAAAGAAGCCCAGGAUCCAGAUUUGGAACUGAUUCAGAGAUGUGAAGAAGCUAAACAUUCCAGUUUAAAUACAACUUUUGAAACAGAAGUAGAAGAUGAAUCUAUCUAUUUUACACCUGAACUUUAUGAUUCUGUAGAAACAGAUGAAGAAAAAAAUAAGCUAGUUGAAACCGAUGGAUUCAGUAAUAAUUCAAAUUGCAUUUUAGCUGGAGACUUUUUUGAAAUUAGAACUAUGAAAGGAGUGAAUUCAGUCAGAGAUGUGAAAGCUGAGGAUUACACAGAAACAAAGUUGAAUAGAAUCACUCAUAUUGAAGAGAAUAAAAUUAAUGACAUGUAAAUAAUAAUUUACGCAUUUGAUAAAAUGGUCUUGCUUUAAA